CCAGAGAGAUGACUAAUGCCUCAGGGCUCCUGGGAACAGCCCGCGGCCCCCUGGUGUCAGCAACCUGGCCACAGCCUGGCCCCCCGCCUGCCAUGCCCACCGUGCCCUCUGCGUCCUCCGUGCCCGCCGGGCCACAGACAGACCCCAUGGGGAACAGCUCUCAGGGCACCUCCCGGCUCUUCCUCACCACCGCAUUGGCCCGCGGCGUCUCGGGGGUCUUUGUGUGGACUGCCCUGGUGCUCACCUGCCACCAGAUCUACCUGCACCUGCGCUCCUACACGGUCCCCAACGAGCAGCGCUACAUCAUCCGCCUGCUCUUCAUCGUGCCCAUCUACGCCUUCGACUCCUGGCUCAGCCUCCUCCUCCUGGGGGGUCACCAGCACUACGUCUACUUCGACUCGGUGCGUGACUGCUACGAAGCCUUUGUCAUCUACAGCUUCCUGAGCCUGUGUUUCCAGUACCUGGGGGGCGAGAGCGCCAUCAUGGCUGAGAUUCGGGGAAAGCCCAUCCGGUCCAGCUGCCUCUACGGCACCUGCUGCCUGCAGGGCAUGUCCUACUCCAUCGGCUUCCUGCGCUUCUGCAAGCAGGCCACACUGCAGUUCUGCAUUGUGAAGCCCAUCAUGGCCUUGGUCACCAUCGUCCUGCAGGCGUUCGGCAAAUACCACGACGGGGACUUCAACAUCCACAGCGGCUACCUCUACAUCACCCUCAUCUACAACAUCUCCGUCAGCCUGGCCCUCUACGCCCUGUUCCUUUUCUACUUCGCCACCAGGGAGCUCCUGCAGCCCUUCGAGCCCGUCCUCAAGUUCUUCACCAUCAAGGCCGUCAUCUUCCUCUCUUUCUGGCAGGGGAUGCUGCUGGCCAUCCUGGAGAAGUGUGGGGUCAUCCCUGAGGUCCAGGUCAUCGAUGGGAGCAAGGUGGGGGCCGGCACGGUGGCCGCUGGCUACCAGAACUUCAUCAUCUGCAUCGAGAUGCUGUUUGCCUCCAUUGCCCUGCGCUAUGCUUUCACCUGCCAGGUGUAUGCAGAGAAGAAGAACUCACCAGCCCCCGAGGCACCCAUGCACAGUAUCUCCAGUGGCCUCAAGGAGACCAUAAGCCCACAGGACAUCGUGCAGGACGCGGUCCACAACUUCUCACCGGCCUACCAGCAGUACACCCAGCAGGCCACACACGAGGCCCCGAGCCCCGGCCCCCACCCCAGUGUGGCAGGAGGCUCCGGUGGGGUCAGGAAGAGUCGGAACGUGGAAAAACGGAUGCUGAUCCCCUUAGAGGAGCUGUAGGAGAGCCACGGGUCACCAGCCACCUGGCUGAGACCA
Molecule: messenger RNA, 1316 nt
Organism: Neomonachus schauinslandi (Hawaiian monk seal)
Lineage: Eukaryota; Metazoa; Chordata; Mammalia; Carnivora; Phocidae
Gene: TMEM184A
Product: transmembrane protein 184A
Exons: 9
Coding region: 9-1280 (423 amino acids)
Biological process (GO): transport
Cellular component (GO): early endosome membrane
Molecular function (GO): transporter activity
Source: RefSeq, a predicted model, not a curated record